UCUACAGGGUGGGAAUCUCACUUGUUGAUGUGUUGAAUUGCCUGCCAAGAAAUGCAUCACUGUUUUGAUUAUAAGUACUGGGGCUGAACAUAUGUUGCACGCACAUGACUGUUGUGUUUGGUCCUUGUGUGUUUUUCAAAUAUUGUGUGAAGGACCGGGGCCUGGGCGAUACAUCCUACCACCGACUAUUGGCUUUAUAGGCCAUGAUUUCACAAAGCUGACUAGUCCUGCCUACACCUUUCAUCGUAGGAUGAGUAACAACAUGCACUGCAUAGACUGCAGUCCAGGACCUAAAUAUCAUAUUGACGCAAAGCUUACUCGUUUUGGAAGGGAUGGCACCCCAGCCUAUUCAAUACAUGGAAGAAUGGAAGGUCGAGGAGGAGUUUUCUGCACUCCUGGACCAGGAGCAUACAGCCCCGAGAAAGCCCCUUUUGGCAGCAACCAUCGCAAACAACCAUCCCACACUAUGGGUUACCGCACUCAGUAUCGGUCCGUCGACGCCGUGCCCGCCCCAAACAAAUAUACCCUUCCUUCUCUCAUGGGCUCCCACAUCCUGACCAAGACAUCGAGUGCUAGCUACACCAUCUCUGGGAAAAGCAAAACGGGAGGUCCUGCCGAGGACUUAUCUAAAACGCCAGGUCCUGGUAGAUAUAACAGCACAGAUCCCAACGUCUAUCUCCCGAGACGGCCUGCUUUCUCUAUGCUGGGCAGACACGAUGCAAAAAGGGAGUCAACAGUAGUACCAGGCCCUGGAAGUCAUAACCCUGAGAAAGUGACAGUGCACAAGCCCAGACCUCCUGCAUUCUCUUUAGGCAUCAGACACUCGGAGUUUGUAACACCUUUAGUUACAGAUUAAUACUAGUUUGAGGUUAACAUUUCACUAUAGAUAACUAGUUGUAUUUUAUGAAUAUGCAUUUACUUUUUAAA
Molecule: messenger RNA, 927 nt
Organism: Misgurnus anguillicaudatus (oriental weatherfish)
Lineage: Eukaryota; Metazoa; Chordata; Actinopteri; Cypriniformes; Cobitidae
Gene: cimap1d
Product: CIMAP1 family member D
Cellular component (GO): cytoskeleton
Source: RefSeq, a predicted model, not a curated record